Messenger RNA from Arachis ipaensis, 594 nucleotides. The record is from RefSeq and is a predicted model, not a curated record. NCBI's taxonomy places the organism in Eukaryota, Viridiplantae, Streptophyta, Magnoliopsida, Fabales, Fabaceae.
CCUGGUCCCAUUAAAACCCUAAGGUGAAGUGCCCUUCCUCCAUUGGGUCGGUGAGGAGUGUUUCCAGAUCAUUCGGUUUGAAGUCGUCCCAUUCAUCCAGAGUGACUGCCAUGGCUGCUUACAAGGUUAAGCUGAUUGGCCCGGAUGGACAAGAGAAUGAGUUUGAGGCCCCUGACGACACUUAUAUCUUAGAUGCAGCCGAGAAUGCAGGAGUGGAGCUCCCUUAUUCCUGCCGUGCAGGAGCAUGCUCCACCUGUGCUGGCAAUGUCUCCGGCACUGUGGAUCAGUCCGAUGGCGCAUUCCUCGACGAGAAUCAACUGAAUAAAGGAUUUUUGCUAACCUGUGUCUCAUAUCCAACUUCAGAUUGUGUGAUUGAAACUCACAAGGAAGGCGAUCUAUACUGAGAAAUGGGGACUGGGAAUCAUAGCUAGACUUUGCAGCCAAAUUUGCUUGUUCUGCUUUAUCAUCAUAAAACCUUUGUUUUGGGAUUAUUAGUGACUUGGGAUAUGUGUUUUACUACCUCCUGUUGGAAUUUAAAUGUGAUAACUGAUAAGUGUUACUAUAACUCUAGUUGGAUUUUUCGUGUUUGGUGAA